GGUCCCGCUCUAUGGUGCGAGCCGGCAGCCGGCCGGAAGCAGCUCGAGGCGGAAGCGAGGGUUGGGGCCAUAGAGAGCGGCGCGGCGCGGGCUAGAGCGGCGCUGCGCGGAGGUUUGUUUCCAGAGUGCAGAGACAAUGCUGUGGAAAGGAGCCGCUUAACCUCCCACAAUGCCCUUUUCUGACUUUGUCUUAGCACUGAAGGACAACCCGUACUUCGGGGCUGGGUUUGGCCUCGUUGGAGUGGGUACAGCCCUGGCGUUAGCCCGGAAAGGGGCCCAGUUUGGGCUAGUGGCUUUCAGGCGCCAUUAUAUGAUCACCUUGGAGGUGCCCAGCAAGGAUAAGAGCUACCACUGGCUGCUGAACUGGAUCUCCCACCAUGCCAAGCACACGCAGCACCUCAGCGUUGAGACGUCAUACCUGCAGCAUGAAAGUGGGCGCGUCAGCACCAAGUUCGACUUUGUCCCCAGCCCUGGGAACCAUUUCAUCUGGUAUCGCAGGAAGUGGAUUCGCAUCGAGCGUAACCGGGAGAAGCAGAUGAUUGACUUGCACACAGGGACCCCCUGGGAGUCCGUCACCUUCACUGCGCUGGGCACCAACCGGGAGAUCUUCUUCAAUAUCCUCCAUGAAGCCCGGGAGCUGGCGCUGCAGCAGCAGGAAGGGAGGACGAUCAUGUACACAGCCAUGGGAGCAGAGUGGCGGCAGUUUGGCUUCCCCCGUCGCCGCCGGCCUCUCAGCUCGGUGGUGCUGGAGGAAGGUGUGUCAGAGAGGCUGGUCCAGGACGUGAAGGAGUUCAUCGACAACCCCAAGUGGUACAGCGAGAGAGGGAUCCCCUAUCGAAGAGGCUAUCUGCUGUAUGGUCCUCCUGGCUGUGGGAAAAGCAGCUUCAUCACAGCCCUGGCCGGGGAGCUGCAGUACAGUAUCUGCCUGCUGAGCCUCAGCGACCGCAGCCUCUCCGAUGACCGGCUCAACCACCUCCUGAGUGUGGCACCGCAGCAGAGCAUCAUCCUGCUGGAGGACGUGGAUGCUGCCUUUGUCAGCCGGGACCUUGCUGCUGAGAACCCGGCUGUGUACCAAGGGAUGGGGCGCCUGACCUUCAGCGGCCUCCUCAAUGCGCUGGAUGGUGUGGCCUCCACGGAGGCCAGGAUCGUCUUCAUGACCACCAACUAUGUGGAUAGGCUGGACCCAGCCCUGGUGCGGCCUGGCCGCGUGGAUCUCAAGCAGUACGUGGGCCACUGCUCCCGCUGGCAGCUUGCCUGCAUGUUCCAGCGCUUCUACCCGGAGCAGCCCCUGGCUGCAGCUGAGCGGUUUGCAGAGCAGGCACUGGCGGUCUCCAAGCAGAUCAGCGCUGCCCAGGUGCAGGGCCACUUCAUGCUCUACAAGAUGGACCCCGAAGGAGCCAUUUCAAACAUAAGCUCCAUCCUGUUGUGACCAGGGGCCGGCUUCCUCCUGCCACACUGAGGGCUGGGACAAGGACGUGCCUAUCCUGGGGAUGUCAUGAAGCUGCCCAGCCACGCAGGCCAGCUCUCUGUUCAUCUCUCCUCGCCAAGGUCUUGGAUUUUUAUUAAAACAUGAGGAGAGUCAGGGCUGCCAGCCUUCCAGCAGGGAGAAUCAGCUCUUGCUGCUCCCCAGACUGGGAUGCUACCACACCAGCCCCGCUCACCAGCGCGUGCCUCAUGCUGGGAUUGCCAUAAGCUGCCGUGGCUCCUGGAUGUGAUUCGCCUUCCUUGUGGGGUGGCCUGGCGGGGGUCCAGAAGGCAUUUCCCUGGGCCAGGACAUUGGGGCACUGCACUGCUAGAGCUGCUGGUCUUUGAAGGGACAGCAGCCUUCACUGGUUUGUGAAUAUCUUCUGUGAAGUGCACAACAUGGCUCUUGGCUCUGUG
Molecule: messenger RNA, 1881 nt
Organism: Grus americana (Whooping crane)
Lineage: Eukaryota; Metazoa; Chordata; Aves; Gruiformes; Gruidae
Gene: BCS1L
Product: mitochondrial chaperone BCS1
Exons: 8
Coding region: 170-1429 (419 amino acids)
Biological process (GO): protein insertion into mitochondrial inner membrane from matrix; mitochondrial respiratory chain complex III assembly
Cellular component (GO): mitochondrial inner membrane
Molecular function (GO): ATP binding; ATP hydrolysis activity
Source: RefSeq, a predicted model, not a curated record